UUUUUAUUUGUUUAUUUAACCUUUACCUCUAAAGUCCAUUGGCUUAAUCUCUCCAUUUUAAAUUCUUUGAUAAAAGUCAAUAUCUUUUAAAUAUUUUAGCAGUUUUCCUAUUUAUUUUUCCUCAUUUUGCAGGAUUUCUUAAAUUUCCGUUCCCAUUUGUACAUUUCCUCUUAUAUCAGUGUAUCUUCUACAUUCUAAUAAUAUGUGGUUCACUGUUCUGGGUACUUGGCAAUGUGUGCAAGUUGUGGCUUCUAAUCUUCGCAGGAGGUAUCCAUGGAAAAACUCAGUGUCCGAUUCUUAGGCGACAUAGUAUCACUUCUACUCUUCUAGACUUUCGGUUAAAUGUGUUCCAUUUUAUACAUUUUUUUUUUUUAUUUCUUGAAGUUUUACCGAACUCAUUUUCCAUUCACUGUUCCAUUUAUCUUGAAAAGAGAAGACAAGUUGGUGUGCCCAAUCUUCUCGAGGAAUGGUUUCAAUUAUUGUGGUUUGUGGAGUUUCUUGAUGCCAAACAGCAUUGGCAGCAGCAUCGGCUCUCUCCAGGGAUGACCAUCCCCCCACGAUGGCGCAAGAACCUACUCCCUCCCUCUCCCAAGAUAUUUUAUUGCUCAUUUUUCUUUAAAACAGAGCUAGGGAAUGUAGAAUUAUAGAGGGGAACAAACCGAUUUUUUUGUAGUAAUAGGUCAGCUUUUAGUGUCUUCUGAAAGGUUAUCUAUAUAUAUAUGAAAUAUAUAUGAAUAUUUCAGUAACCCGGUUUCAUACUCAAAUUCAUUUAUUUUCUUAAUGUGAUGUUCCGGAACAGUUUUCAAUCAUCAAACAUUAUAAUUAUUUUUUCUCUAUGGGAAGGAUACGAACUAUCGAUGGUCAUUAGAACUAACGAUAGGAUAGUUUAAAACUAUCAAUAUAUUGAUAGCACUAUCGAUUAUCGCCUAUCCCUAAUUUAUGCACAUCCAUUCCUUCAUCUCCGGAUCCGCCCUUAAUCGGUGUGGAGAUGGCUUUAGUGGUUGAGUGUGAAUACUGACCUCAUUACUUCUUUUUGUAAUCUUUGGUAAAGAAACAGUACUUUCAAAACAAGUUUUGAACCCAAGACCCAUUCUUAGUUUUGAUAAAGAUACAAUCACUGAGGGAAUAUUGUUUACAAUUUUACCUAUUAAAAUACUAGGUUCUUGGCUAUUUGGUGGCCGCUCAAAUGUCAAAUAACUACUCGACGGGCACGAAUCAUGAUCGCAAUCAUCUGGUUGAUCGCAGGGACAGUAACACUUCCCUGGGCAAUCUUCUUUGAACUGGUCAAGUAUGAUGAAAACAGUGACAUCAUGUUUUGUGUAGAACAAUGGCCCGAAUAUUUUAAUGGCCAUCUUUACUUUCUUUUUGGCAAUUUAUUGUUCUGUUACAUACUACCAAUGAUCCUCAUCACUCUGUGUUAUGUUCUUAUAUGGGUCAAGGUAUGUCAUCGGCACAUACCCAGUGACUCCAAAGAUGCUCAAAUGGAAAGAAUGCAGCAGAAAAGUAAAGUGAAAGUAGUUAAAAUGCUGGUAGUUGUCGUCAUCCUGUUUGUUCUUUCAUGGAUGCCUUUGUACAUCAUCGUAGCAAUGUAUAAAUUUGGGAGAAACAGAAGUGAGUGGGAAGAUGAAAUGCUGAAUGCACUCCUGCCAAUCGCACAAUGGCUCGGAGCUGCCAACUCCUGCAUCAAUCCUGUCCUGUAUGCUUUUUUUAACAACAAAUUUAGAAGAGGCUUUGCAGCAAUAAUUAAAAGUAAAAAAUGCUGUGGCACGCUUCGUUACUAUGAAACUGUUGUCCGUGCCAACUCCACCUCUACUAGUCUCAGGAAAUCUUCUUAUUAUGUGACAAACAACAACAAUAAUUCCUCCCGUAGGCAACUGAGCCUAGACACCAAUGUGUCUUACAUAUCAAAUAACUCAGGGGUCUGAGUGCUCUGUUACCUAAUCAAUUGUGGAUUCCAUUAUUAUAAAAGCGCUUGGUAAAAGCGUGAAAAUUGUGGCUCCAAGAAGCUGAAUAAAGAAACAGGGUAAUCACGGUCCAAACCGAAACACAUGACACAGCUCAAACUUGGAGAUUGCCCAAGAGAAGAUUCUCACAACUUUACAUCAACUUAAAAGAAAUAGAUCUCUUAAUGGUUUCAACUUAAGACCUUCAAAAUAUAAUCUUUCAAUGCUAUAUUUUUAUCUGACACGUGUUUUACCUCCAUUCUUGUAAAAGCC
Molecule: messenger RNA, 2216 nt
Organism: Nezara viridula (southern green stink bug)
Lineage: Eukaryota; Metazoa; Arthropoda; Insecta; Hemiptera; Pentatomidae
Source: the annotation of a GenBank genome assembly